GUCAAAAGAUGUGCCUGUGGCUGGGAAUGAUUUGAAAAUUUCAGUUAAGAACGGGACUUUAAAGCGCACACACCUUUUAGAAAACUGUAUUUUUAUUAGUGAAUUUUGUGCCAUAACUCCAAUUUGAAAAAAACCAACCAUGUCCGACGAGGUGGAACCGAUGGAUGUUGACUUGGAAGAAACAGAUCCGGAAGUCGGCCAGGAGGACAUGCAGGCUAUAGAAACUAACAAGGAUGUGGAGAGGGAGAAUCAGAAGAACAUGUUGCUAUCUGAGCAAUUGGAGAAAUCGAAGGAUCUAGAAUGCCUUCCAGGCCCCAGCCAUGGAGCUCCCCUAAAGCGGUUCGAGGUUAAAAAAUGGAAUGCGGUGGCCCUGUGGUCCUGGGACAUCGUAGUGGAUAACUGCGCGAUCUGCCGGAAUCAAAUUAUGGAUCUGUGCAUCGAGUGUCAGGCUGUUGCUUGGGACUCCUCCGGUGAGGAGUGCACCGUGGCAUGGGGGGCGUGCAACCACGCCUUCCACUUCCACUGCAUCUCACGGUGGCUCAAGACCCGCCAAGUCUGUCCUCUGGAUAACCGGGAAUGGGAGUUUCAGAAGUAUGGUCAUUAGGCUGGAUAGAGGUCCUUCCAGAGCACUACAUCGUUAGUUCAAAUAGUCCUAAUUGGCAACUAAAUUAUUUUCCAGAUUGUACAAGAGCUAUUAAAAAUGUUUGACAG
Molecule: messenger RNA, 711 nt
Organism: Drosophila ananassae
Lineage: Eukaryota; Metazoa; Arthropoda; Insecta; Diptera; Drosophilidae
Product: E3 ubiquitin-protein ligase RBX1
Exons: 2
Coding region: 140-604 (154 amino acids)
Biological process (GO): ubiquitin-dependent protein catabolic process; protein ubiquitination
Cellular component (GO): nucleus; cullin-RING ubiquitin ligase complex
Molecular function (GO): zinc ion binding; cullin family protein binding; ubiquitin protein ligase activity
Source: RefSeq, a predicted model, not a curated record